Messenger RNA from Nematocida minor, 168 nucleotides. RefSeq lists its product as uncharacterized. NCBI's taxonomy places the organism in Eukaryota, Fungi, Microsporidia. The transcript has a single exon. The record is from RefSeq and is a predicted model, not a curated record. Bases 1 to 168 code for a protein of 55 amino acids.
AUGGCGCGCGCCCAGCAAGAGCUUCUCACACACUCAAAACGGUCUGGCGGCCAUCUAAAGACGCACAAAGGAAAGAACUUCAACAGAGAAAAAAAGAAGCUCAAGAAAGGAAUGGUCAAGCUUGGAAAAAUAGACACAACGGUUAAAUCAAUCAAGUUUGAAGACUGA